AUGGACAGCGAGACCCUCCUCAAGCUCGCAGAGUCGCGCGUCCUCAUCUCCGACACCAAGGCCAUCAAAAAAGUCAUCUACGCCUUCCACGCCCUCCUCCACCCAGACUCGCACGGCGACAAACUCUUUGCAGCCCACGCCUCGUUCGACGGCGCCCUGUCCCAGUUUGCGCAAUCCCUCGCCCGCGCCGACCACAUCGCCGCCGUCACCGCGUCCGAGGUCGCGUCGUACCGGACCGAGGCCGCCGCGCUCGAGCGCAACUCGCACGACACGAGCGACGCCCUCGGUCGACUCGAAGGCGAGCUCGCGAGGGCGCGGCAGGAGCGCGCGAGGAGGAUCGAGUACGACGCGAGGGCGAGGGUCAUUCAGCGCCUGCCCGACCGCCACAAGGGCCUCGAGCAGCAGCAGCGCCUCGAGUCCGACAUUGCCCUGCUCGAGUCCGAGUCGCGCACCUACGCCGAGACGUGGCAGGCGCGCAAAGUCGCGUUCGACGCCAUCGUAAACAGCCUCCAGGUCAUGCAGGAGGCGAUCCGGGACGAGAAGGCCGAGCAGGAGCGCCGCCGAGCACUCGACGAGGACGACGGCGACGCCGAUGCGACCCUCGACGACGACGCGCCUGCCCCGACGCCAGCACCCGCACCCGCACCCGCACCGGGCGCCCCACCGUCCGCCGCGCCCUCGGGCCUCGCGCUCGACCCACGAGCGCAGGCGUUCGUGCCCGGCGCGCCUGGCGGCGACGAAGACGGCGACGUGCCCAUGGGCGACCUCGAGGCCGAGUCGGUGCAGGUGCAGCUGCAGCUGCUUGGCCCGCCGAGGACGCCGUCGGGAGCUUCGAGGGCGUCGAGGGAGGAGGGGCAGGUGACGGACGACCAGCCGUCGACGCAGGAGGACGAGGCGUGA
Rhodotorula graminis WP1 is the source of this 900-nucleotide messenger RNA. RefSeq lists its product as uncharacterized. Bases 1 to 900 code for a protein of 299 amino acids. The transcript is spliced from 5 exons. Gene Ontology annotation, biological process: mRNA processing. Lineage: Eukaryota; Fungi; Basidiomycota; Microbotryomycetes; Sporidiobolales; Sporidiobolaceae. Gene Ontology annotation, cellular component: THO complex part of transcription export complex. The record is from RefSeq and is a predicted model, not a curated record.